Molecule: messenger RNA, 503 nt
Organism: Galeopterus variegatus (Sunda flying lemur)
Lineage: Eukaryota; Metazoa; Chordata; Mammalia; Dermoptera; Cynocephalidae
Gene: DPPA5
Product: developmental pluripotency associated 5
Exons: 3
Coding region: 44-394 (116 amino acids)
Biological process (GO): regulation of gene expression
Cellular component (GO): cytoplasm
Molecular function (GO): mRNA binding
Source: RefSeq, a predicted model, not a curated record
GCCUUGCUUCCCUCGGAGAGUGGUUGGUUUCCAGGAACUCGAGAUGGGAACACUUUCGGCACGGAAGGAUAUCCCCCCGUGGGUGAAGGUUCCUGAAGACCUGAAAGAUCCAGAGGUGUGCCAGGUCCAGACUCGGCUGCUGGAAGCCAUAUUUGGCCCAGGCGGAGCUCGAAUCCCUUACAUCGAGCAAGUGAGCAAGGUCAUGCUCGAGCUGAAGGUUCUGGAGUCUUCGGACCUCACCGAGGUCGUGGUUUAUGGCUCCUACUUGUACAAGCUCCGGACCAAAUGGAUGCUCCAGUCCAUGGCUGAGUGGCACCGCCAGCGUCAGGAGCGAGGGAUGCUCAAACUUGCGGAAGCCAUGAGUGCUCUGGAACUAGGUCCUUGGAUGAAGUGAAGCCAAUUUCCAGCCAACGUGACUGAGACCAGGAUGUAGAGAUUGGGUUGUGGGCAGAGCCGGGGUGGUUCUGGCUUGGCUUAAACUCUGCUCUAGCCUGAGGAAUUAA